GGCACCUAUGAAGCCUCGGAGAAAAAGCUGCCAACCCCUCAGUUUGAUUCACUUCCUGUAGUCAGACUCCUUCCCCAAAGUGGAGAGAGGGGGGAACGGGAAAGGGAAGAAAUCUUUCUAUUGUAAAUACGGCUCUGUGAGGAGCAGCAAGCAACUCCUCGUCUCUGCAUAGCUUUUGUAGUUUGUGUCAGGUCAUCGCGCACGGCAGCGUUUCAAAGACAGAAAACCUUUUGCGUAAAAACAAAACUGUGCGCUACACACCCGAAUCCAUGCAUGGUACGGAUGGUACAAGUUUUGACGUCCACCGCCGACUCUUUCACUGAUUCCACACACCGAGUUUGGAGACACUGUACGCUGUGAGACUCCGGGAGUUCAUGUAUUGGAAAAAUGAAGUUUUGUCCCCUCUGUCAGAGGGAAAUAACAUUCUAUCCGAAGGAAUUCCCACGAAGCAGGUGAUCUCUACGGAGCAUCAGAGUACACCGGGAGCCUUGCGCUGCGUGGACUCUAAACACACGCCAAUGUCUCACUCGGACGGAGAGUCCCAGCGGUCCAACAUGGAGCGGGAGGACACUCGCUCGUCUCCGAGCACACCAUCCACUCCUUCCGUGUGCUCGCCGACCUCCACCACCAGCUCGGUGCCGUCCACGGGGAAGAAUAUGUGCGCCAGCUGUGGUCUGGAGAUCCUGGACAGAUACUUACUGAAGGUGAACAACCUCAUCUGGCACGUGCGCUGUCUGGAGUGCUCCGUCUGCAGGACGUCGCUACGUCAGCACAGCAGCUGCUACAUCAAGAACAAAGAAAUCUUCUGUAAAAUGGAUUAUUUCAGUAGGUUUGGUACUAAGUGUGCCCGCUGUGGGCGGCAGAUAUACGCCAGCGACUGGGUGCGCCGCGCAAGAGGAAACGCAUACCACUUGGCAUGUUUUGCGUGCUACUCAUGUAAGAGGCAGUUGUCCACAGGAGAGGAGUUUGGCUUGGUGGAGGAGAAGGUCCUGUGUAGGAUUCACUACGACACCAUGGUGGAGAACCUCAAACGAGCAGCUGAGAGCGGCAAUGGCAUCACAUUAGAAGGGGCAGUUCCAACAGAACAGGACAGUCAGCCCAAACCAGCCAAAAGAGCACGUACAUCAUUCACUGCUGAACAGCUACAGAUCAUGCAGGCUCAGUUUGCCCAGGACAACAAUCCAGAUGCGCAGACGUUACAGAAGCUAGCUGAUAUGACAGGUCUCAGCAGGAGAGUUAUACAGGUGUGGUUUCAAAACUGCAGAGCAAGACACAAAAAGCACACGCCCCAGCACAGUGGGGCUCCACAAGGUCAUCCCCAGUCCAGGAUACCCUCGUCCAUGCCCGAUGAGUUGCAUUACUCCCCCUUUGGUAGUCCUGAGCGGGCGCGAAUGGUGUCCCUUCACGGGUACAUCGACAGUCAUGCCUUCUCUGUGCUGACCUCUCAGAGUCUCCCUCACCAGGCCAUGUCGUUGCCCCAGCUCCCCCUCAGCCGCUAGCACUCCGCUAUGACCCCUGUGACCCCUAACCUCUGGACCCUAACCUUUGAUCUCCCACCAAUGACGUCUGACAGGAGUCAGCUUGGAGAAAAGAUUAAUCUUACAGGAGCCCUGCCCACUCGGAAAUAGAAAAAGAAAUUGAAGAAAGCUGAAAAAAAGCCGAACUUCCAUCCAUCGUUAUGUUUUAUUUUCUGAGGACAGGAAUCCGACCUGCAGCCAGUCUGUCAAUAUGAUAAUGAAACAUUAAUCACUGGCAGGAACUCACUAACUGUAUUUUACACCACCUAAAGGACCUAUUUUUGCUUCACAAGUACAGAAUCCUCCACUCUACUCAUCCACCAACUGACUUGAAGGUGGAGGGAGUUUUAAAGGGAUGACGCUGGUCAAGGAAGCAGGACUGCAGCCUCUUGUGUGCUGUCAGAAUAUUGAAGAUAAACAAGGAGGGGAAAAUUUAAAGGGGAAACUGUCAUUGUGGCCCAAAAGGCCAGGCACACACAAUAGACCACAUUAGAGGUAAGACGCCUCCCUCUUUCUUCUCUAAGCAACCAUGAAGGAAGCCUAAAUGGAAAUGAAAUAUGUUCAUAAAUGACUCAUUUCCUUUAGGAAAUACACAGUGACUUUAUGAUGUCUCAAAAAACACUUCCCAGCUACAUUUCUUGUCAGUUUUCCAUUGAAAUGAGGGGCAGAAUUCGAUUGAAUCUGUCAUUUUGUCAAAGAAUGAAAAUAAUGUGUGCCUUAUCCUUUCCGUUAUUUAAAUAAACUGUAGUUGUUUACAGCUAAUUAAAAUUCCAGCCUGUAAUUCAUCACUGUGUAGAACAAAUUAUAAGAACUUUAAAUCUUCCAGUUAUAGAAAAUCAUAAAUGUAUUGCAGCACUGCUUAUCAUGAAGGCAAUCACAAAGCACAGUGUCUGGGCUUGUUUUUAUUAAAUUAUGGCUGUAACAGAUAAGCCUACAGAUUUAAGGCUGCCACAAACCUCUUACAUCUCUUUACCCUGAGAGAGGGAAGUCUGAGAUAGCCAAACUACACAUUCCUAUAAAAUCCGAGCUGUUAUAAGUUACAUAUUUUCAUAUUUCCAAACAGCUAUGUGGUCACUUAUUUAUGAUUUUAACGAUGCUUGUUCAGCCUCUCUGUGUAAGUGAUUCUUUUACAAAAUGUGGGAAUUGGAGUACUGGUACAAUAUUGACAAAAUGAAAUAGCCUGGGUUGUACAUAGUAAGAUGUGUGUGUGUGUGUGUGUGUGUGUGAGAGUGUUUCUAUGUAUGUGUGUGUAUUGGCAGGGGUAGAGUGUGUGCAUCUGUAUUUUAGUGCCAUGACCAUUGUGUGAAGAACAGGAUCCAACAAGACCUCAAUGUCCUUGUAUUUAUUGAGAUGGUAAAUCCCUGUAAAGCACUUUUUCCCUCUGAAAUGGUUUUGUUUUGUUAAAAAAAAAUACA
Monopterus albus (swamp eel) is the source of this 2932-nucleotide messenger RNA. RefSeq names its product LIM homeobox 6a (gene lhx6a). Gene Ontology annotation, cellular component: nucleus. NCBI's taxonomy places the organism in Eukaryota, Metazoa, Chordata, Actinopteri, Synbranchiformes, Synbranchidae. Bases 375 to 1499 code for a protein of 374 amino acids. The record is from RefSeq and is a predicted model, not a curated record. The transcript is spliced from 9 exons. Gene Ontology annotation, molecular function: DNA-binding transcription factor activity, RNA polymerase II-specific; RNA polymerase II transcription regulatory region sequence-specific DNA binding. Gene Ontology annotation, biological process: forebrain neuron development; regulation of transcription by RNA polymerase II; neuron differentiation.